This is a messenger RNA of Striga hermonthica, 453 nucleotides long. Lineage: Eukaryota; Viridiplantae; Streptophyta; Magnoliopsida; Lamiales; Orobanchaceae. The record is from the annotation of a GenBank genome assembly.
AUGGCGUCGAGAAGGAUUCUCAAGGAGCUCAGGGAGUUGCAGAGAGACCCUCCAACUUCAUGUAGUGCAGGUCCAGUGGGUCAAGACAUGUUUCACUGGCAAGCAACCAUAAUAGGACCAAAUGAUAGUCCUUAUUCUGGUGGUGUAUUUCAAGUUGCCAUUCAUUUUCCCCCUGAUUAUCCAUUUAAACCACCCAAGGUAGCCUUCAGGACUAAAGUAUUUCACCCAAACAUUAACAAUAAUGGGAAUAUAUGUUGGAUAUUUGAUAUCCUCAAGGAUCAGUGGAGUCCAGCUCUCACCAUAUCUAAGGUUCUUCUUUCAGUAUGCUCUUUGCUAACAGAUCCAAACCCAGAUGAUCCUUUGGUUCCUGAAAUAGCCCACAUGUACAAAACCGAUAGGCCCAAAUACGACUCAGUGGCUCGGUCCUGGACUCACAAGUUUGCAAUGUGUUGA